AUUAUAAAUUAAAAAAUCCAAAAAUUAAUAUUCCAGCAUAGUUCAAACAAUUCAAUAAUGACUAAGUACGAAAGCAACAACAAUUCGAAAUGUAAAAAAUCUAUAAAAUCAAUGAAUACCAAGCAAUAAAUCGUUGCCAAUAAAUAAAAUUGCAAAAGAGUCAAAUAAAUACACGUAUAUUGUGGAAUCGCAACAACAACAAAAUGUGUAUAAAUCUACAAAAAACAGUGAAAAAAUCGCUUGCUAAGCGACUGUAACUCAAAGCAGAUUGCAACUGUAGAUACAACAAUAAAAAGGCGUCGCAACAAUAACAACAGUAAAUGCUAACAAUACCAAAGCAACCUUAGAAGCUGCAAAGUGUAUUGAGUUGCGGAGCUUAUCUCUCAAUAAGCAAAAUAAAAGAGUAAACAAAAAACAAAACAAAAAAACACAUAAAUUGCCCCAAAGUCACAGCCAACAAGAAAACAGUGAAUUUGUAGUGUGUGGCAGCGAAGCUUGCGGUAAGGUGCCACUUUGCAAUUGCACCUUUAUUCAACUUUAUUGAGGCACCAACGGCAGCAGCAACAGCGGCAGUAGUAGUAGCAGACGCCGCCGCGCCUUUUUUAGAGGCGCUUGGGAUCAGCAGCUACGCAACGAGAACGCAGUCAAAACGGCGACCAUAACGAAUUCCUCGGCGUUAGCGAUGAGCCAACUGGGCACCGUCUACGCCACAAAGCGUAGGCGACGCAAUGGCAAAAGUUUAAAGCCACCGCCCAAGGAUGGCGUCACCAAGAGUAACCCAUCGAAACGUCAUCGCGAACGUCUCAACGCCGAGUUGGAUUUGUUGGCCUCGCUGCUGCCAUUCGAACAGAAUAUUCUCAGCAAAUUGGAUCGACUGAGCAUUUUAAGGCUGUCCGUUAGUUAUUUAAGAACAAAAAGUUACUUUCAAGUUGUUAUGCAUAAGGAUAAGGAGGAGAAUGGCAUGUUGCCACACAUACACACACACGCACACGAUGGCUAUCGAACGCGCGAAUUGGGCGCAUUUGAGCAUGGCCUACUCGACGGUGAUAUGUUCCUGCAGGCCUUAAAUGGAUUUCUAAUGAUUCUGACAUGUGAAGGCGAGGUCUUCUUUGCCACGCACAGCAUCGAGAGCUAUUUGGGUUUUCAUCAGUCAGACAUCGUGCAUCAGUCCGUCUACGAGCUAGUCCAUUCAGAGGAUCGUGAGGAGCUGCAACGUCAACUGUUGUGGAACUCAUUUCUUCCCGCCGACAUGUCUACCAUACAGCUGGCUGAUACAUUGGCGCCCGAUAAGGCGCUCUAUCUGGAGCGUAGUUUCACCGUGCGUUUUCGUUGCCUGCUCGAUAAUACUUCCGGCUUUCUGCGACUGGACAUACGUGGACGCAUCAAGAUACUGCAUGGCCAAAAUCGCAAAACCGAAGAGCCACCAUUGGCGCUUUUUGCCUAUUGCACACCGUUUGGGCCGCCCAGUCUGCUGGAGAUACCGCACAAGGAGAAUAUGUUCAAGUCGAAGCAUAAAUUGGACUUUUCACUAGUCUCCAUGGAUCAGCGUGGUAAACACGUGCUGGGUUAUUCAGAUGCCGAACUAGGCAAUAUGGGUGGUUAUGAUCUGGUCCACUACGAUGACCUGGCUUAUGUGGCCAGUGCGCAUCAGGAAUUACUGAAAACUGGCGCUUCCGGUAUGAUCGCUUACCGUUACCAAAAGAAGAACGGCGAAUGGCAGUGGCUGCAGACGAGUUCCCGCUUGGUCUAUAAAAAUUCCAAACCCGACUUUGUGAUCUGUACACAUCGCCAGCUGAUGGACGAGGAGGGACAUGAUCUGCUUGGGAAGCGUACUAUGGACUUUAAGGUGAGCUACUUAGACACCGGGCUUGCGUCCACAUAUUUCUCGGAGGCAGAACAGUUGGUGGUGCCGCCAAGCACCUCACCGAAUGCGUUGCCACCGCCAGUGACACCGACACGGCCGAAUCGACGCUAUAAAACGCAAUUACGUGACUUUCUCUCCACUUGUCGGACCAAACGUAAAAUGCAACAACAGCAACCACAGCAAUCUUCUCUGGGGCAGGUGACCUCACCUGCGCCCGUUGUCGAGUAUCUACCCGAUCCAGCUGUGGCUGUCGCCGCCGCCUAUUCGAAUCUCAAUCCCAUGUACACUACCUCGCCCUAUGCAACCGCUGCAGAUAACAUCUACAUGGGUACCUCGGUACAUUCCACCAAUUUCUAUCCUGUGACCGAGAAUCUCUUCCAUCAAUAUCGACUGCAGGGCGUAAGCAGCUACUACACAGACUAUCAUCACACCGGUGCACCUGCUUCUGCUUAUGUGACUAACGGUUUUCUGCCCUACGAUGGCUAUACGAUUGCGCCCAAAGACGACAAGUGGCAGGAAACGGGGAAAUACUAUAGCGGCUAUAGUAGCGGGUAUGGAAGUCCCACAUCGACGCCACAGCAAGUUCCACUGAAGACGCCGAAAUCCUCGCCACACGUCAUGGAAGUGGUGUCGUGUUCAUCGGAUGGACCAUCGCCGAUAGAUGGGAGCGCUACCGCCGCAGCCGCUGCUGCACAUGCGGCCAGAAUAGGCAGCAGCACAAAUAUAACAGUGAAUGGUGUCAGCGGCAGUGGUGGCAGCGCAACGCCAAAGUUGGAACUAGCCGCGCCGCAGCAGGAUCAAUAUGAGCGGCAAACUGUGCUGAUGUGGGGCUCACAGUCCAGCGGCAUUCCCAUUAACAGCAUUGGCGGCGGCAGCAGUAGGCGUCACCAUAGCAACGCCGAACGUUCGCCACAGUCUACACCGCUGACAAAUGGGCUUAGCUAUGCCAACAACAACAAUAACGAAAAUGAAGUGGUCAGCGCCAAAUGGAAUGGCAGCGCCAGCGUGAAGGAUGUUAAAAAUGCUGCCACACCGGAUAGUUAUCAACUGCAGCACGAUGAUUCGGGACUGUAUUCCUCCUCCUCACACACCACUUCCCCGCAACAGCAGCAGCAUCAACAACAACAGGUAGCGCCAGCAAGCCAACAACAAUCAAUACAACGAUCCAGCGGCAAUUCGGUGGCUGAACAACAACUCUCUAAUACCACUGCUACACAUUUGGCGCACUCACUGACACAGCAACAGCACUUGCACACCCACAUGCAACACACGACCGCCAGUGAUAUGAGCACUCCUUCCACGGCUACCGCCAACAACCUGCCCUUGCACUCCACGCGCCUAUCGUCGUCAGAAGUCGGUUCGACACCAACAACAGCAGCCGCUGUAGCAGCGGCGGCGGCAGCAGCUGCAGCUGCCUCAGCUGCACACCAGCACGCACAGUCACAACACGCAGCGGCGGCGGCAGCACACCACCAUGCUCAUCAUCAUUCUCAUGCGCAUGCGCAUACACACCCACAUGCGGCACAUGCGCACACUCAUCCUCAUCACCAUCAUCAUCAUGCGCAUGCGCACGCCGCUCAUGUAGCGGCGAACAGUAGCGAGGUAUUGCUCAACCAUCAACAACAGCAACACCAACAACAGCAGUUGGAGCAACUGGAACUGCAACAACUGAGCUACGCCAAUCAAUUGCAAAUACUACCCGGUUGCAAUUCAACAGCUUCGUCUAGCUCAUCACCCACGUGCCACUCCCCCAGCGCUGGCAACGGCGCAACAACACUAACAAACUCUGUCGGCGCCGCCGCCGGAGCGCAUAUUGCCCUACUGAAUGGCGGCAGCAGCAAUGGCAGCGAUACAGACAUUCAAAGCGCGAGUGCCGUAUCAGCAGCCGCUUCGGCUGCCGCCGCCGCUGCCUACCAUCACCAUCACCAAUUGACAAUCAUAGCGCCGAUCGUAAUCACACCGGCAUCGAUGAUGAACGGCGAUGGCGCGCUGCCGCUGAGCACCGCACUGCAGCCCAUACAUGGUAGCGAAGCUAUUACAACUACAACAGCACUAAACGGCAUCGAUCACAAUCUAACACAACGCUCCGUCGCCUCGUCGCACCAUCACACCGCACAACUGUUGUCGCACACAGCCCUGGCCUACGCGCCCAACGCCGCCACCGCGACGUACUUGAUCAGCGGCAGCGGCGGUCCGACUGUGCUUGGCGCCGGCAGUGGCAACAGUCAACAAGGCAGCAUUAUUAGCAACGGCAUUAGUGAGCACAUUAUGACAAAUGGAAAUCCGCUUUGCUCCUUCUCGGAGGUGACCAACACGCUGCUGAAUCAGUAAGCGGUUCGUCGGAGCUAUUGGCAGGAAUUUGGCCAAUGGUUGGGCAAAUGUAAUGCGUAAAUUGUAAUGAGUAAAUGCGUGUUUUUAUAAUGAUACAGUGUUGUGCAAAAAAGGAAAGUUAAAAAAAAUUCUGAUAUAAAUUUUUUAUAAAUUUUACUAUGAGUCUUAUUAACACAAAAAAAAAGAGUAUUCUUUUCAGAAAAUUUUUUGGAAAAUAUAUAUGUAUACAUAUUUGCUUUAAUUUCAGCGUAACCUACAAAUAAAUAACUGUGUUAACUUGUCCUUUCAUUAAAAAUAAAUGACAGUUAGAGUUUGCAAGUAAAAAAUAUAUUAAAAUAAAUUAAUUUCAAAGAUUCUUGGUGAGCCGCUAAAUAAACAAAAUUAAUUUCAAAGAUUCUUGGUGAGCCGCUAAAUAAACAAAAUUUCCGAGUUUCCAAUAUAAUGACUUAUUUUAACUGACGGUGUGACAAAAAAAAGUGUGAAUAAAAUUUAAAAAGCCGUUUGCCAAAUAUAAAUAAUAUAAAAAUCUUCCACAACCAUAAAUAUUGCACAAUAAAACUGAUGUACGCAUUAUAAGAAGAGCAAGUAGUAAGGAAUUUUUUGUUAAUCUGCAUUCUGCAACAUUUCAACAAAAGACUUAAGACACGAACGUCUUUGAACAGUAUGAUUCUCAUAAAAAGUUUGUGUCUUAAGUCUUUUGAUUUUACAUGCUAUUUACUUUGCUGAUAAAAAUCUGAAAAUUACUUAUUGAAAUAAAAUAAUAAUAAUAUUGUUUAUAUGAUUUUCUGUGAUAUUCUUCUAAGAGUAUUCAACAAAAAGUUGUAAAUUAAAUAUUCAAAAAACAGCAGUGCAUUUUCACACAAAAAUUAUAUUUUAAAUAAUAAUAAAUAGUUAAACAGAAAAUUAAAUUAAAUCGUUCACAUACAGUCAGCAAUAGAUUUUCCAAAUGUGCAAAGCGCUGAUAGCCAGUGCUUACACUUAAAAGUAGAUUAGUCAUUCGAUAAUACUUACAUUUCAAUUACUUAUACAAAUAAUACUCUCUUAGCAACAUUUGUUGCGAGAGUAUAAAAAUAUAUUUUACAAUACUAUAAAAAUAUUUGCUACACAAAAAAAUACUUCCUUAAUAAAUAAAAAAAUUAAAAAUAAAUUAAAAAAAAAAAACAAAUCAUUCUCCCAAACUCACAAAGUUUUCGAAAUAAGCCACAACUAGAAAAAUAGAAAAAAAUCAACAUUUUACCAACAAUAAUGCUACAGAAACAACAACAACAAUAAUAAUAAUAUCAGCCAAUAACAAAUAAAACUUUUUUUAAUGAAAAAAAUCUGAGUAAAAAAUUUGUAUUUUGCAGAAAAAAAAAUUUUAAUGAAAAGAAAUAUAAUUUUUUCUUUCCAUUUUCACAAAUUAUUCUUCUAAUUUAGUUGAUUUUUAUAGUAUACAAAAAAUAUCAGCACUUACGGUGAACAAGAUGAGAACAGUAGUUGUAAUUACAACCAAAGAACUAAGCUUAAAUAUAAAUUACAAAAAAAAAAAAAAAAUCAUAGAAAAGAAGUGCAUGCGUUGAACUUAAAAAAAAUAAAAUAAUAUUAUCAUUUUUGAAAUCGCAUAUAUUUUAUAAAAUAUUUAACAAGAAAUAUAUUUGAAAAAAAAGAAAUUAUUGAAAAAAUUCAAAAAUUCAAAAAUACAUUAAAAACAAAGCGCCAAUUUUCCAUUUGCAUGCUAUAAAAAAUCUUAAGCAUUGCAAUAAGUUUUGUAAAACUGAAAAAUUUAAAACGACAAAAUUUCUGUGAGUUUAUCACGUCAACAAGAAAGCAAUUUAUAAUGCAAUUGUAAAUUUUAUGCACUAAAUAUUAUAAAACUAUAUAUAAAUACACGACAUUAAGCAUGCAAUAUGGUAGUACAUGCCAACACACACACACACUUACACAUGCAUACUAAUGUAUACCAAUAUAUUUAAAUAUAUAAAAAAAUUAAAUUAAAAAAAAAAUAUGAGAUACGAUUUUGGAAAAUUAAUGUAUACUAGCAAAAACAAUACUAAAUUCAAUUAAAUUAUAUUUAGCAAUUUAAUAAUAUAAUUAAUAAUUUUUAAUUAAAUCAAAUAAAUAUGUACAAUGUAAUAUAAACUUUGGUAUAUAAAGUGAAAAGUUUCCUAUUGCUUUAGCGCUAGUUAUUAAUAGAUGAAUAGAAGAAAAUAAUUUUAACUAAUAAAUAUAAAAAAAAAUUAAAUUAAAAAAAUUAAUUAAUUAAACAAUUAUGCAAUAAUAUUAAGCAUAAAUAAUUACAAAUAAAAUUAUAAAAAUAUCAAUAGUAAAUAAAUAACGGAUUUUAUUCGCAUAUCUAGUCGCUAAUAAUUACAAACAAAAACUUGAAAAAUGUAAAUAUAUAUAUUAAAAAUAAUUGAUUAAAUAUUGUUUCCUCUUUAAUUGAAAUUUCAACUAAACGCCAAUAACAACAAAACAAUUAGCAGAAAAAAAAUUGAAAAAAAAAACAUUUUCUGAAAUUCACACACAUUUAUUGUAAAUAGUGUGCAUUUGCCUAUAACUCUAAGCGAAUUACUGGUUCCAAAACUACAAAUCGUAGCAUUAAAGUAAACAUAAGCAAUUUAUGGAAAUUAUAGCAAUUCUCUAGCCGUAACCAGUGACCAAAACUAAUUUAAUAAAACAACAAAUAUGUAACUAAAAAAUAGUAUGUGACAAAAAUUUUAAAGUUUUUAAAAUAUUUUUUUAAUUGCUUUGCUAAAAUUAUUUAAAAUUAUAUUAGAAAUUUGACUUUUUUAUAACAAUUUUCGAUUUUUAGUAUUUUUUUUUAAUAUUUCUUACUAAUUUGAUAUAUCAUUUGGCCAUUAAAAUUUUUAUAAUUAAAAUUUGUAGACAUACUUCGAUUAAUUCUAGCUAUAUAAACCACAAAAAAUUAUUAUAAUAAU
Molecule: messenger RNA, 7113 nt
Organism: Zeugodacus cucurbitae (melon fly)
Lineage: Eukaryota; Metazoa; Arthropoda; Insecta; Diptera; Tephritidae
Gene: ss
Product: neuronal PAS domain-containing protein 2
Exons: 11
Coding region: 683-4195 (1170 amino acids)
Biological process (GO): regulation of transcription by RNA polymerase II
Cellular component (GO): aryl hydrocarbon receptor complex; nucleus
Molecular function (GO): protein dimerization activity; nuclear receptor activity; transcription cis-regulatory region binding
Source: RefSeq, a predicted model, not a curated record